AAUUGCAGACAGUAAAAGGAGGAUGGUGGAGAGGUUCUUCUUGAGUAAGAGUAGCCAAACCAUUUCUAAGUCUGACCCAUUCAUGCUUCUCUCAGGCCCUCCUUCUUGUGGGAAGACGUCGCUGCUGUUCCAAUUUGCAUUCAAUUCAGCAUUGCAGAGCACUGGGAAUGGCAAAGUCAUGUUUUUAUGUAACCGCCGCAGGCUUGAAACUAAGCCCCCCUUUCUCUCACAAGGCAUUGAUCCCUCGUCCCAUGUCUUUAAGCGUAUCCAAAUUAAAUAUUUGGAUGAUGAUGAAGGUAUUAAGAAGUACUUUGCUGCAUUUCACCUGCAUGAUACAUUUCCUGCUGCAGUGGUUGUUGAUGAUUUUGGAGAUUUCUUUGAUGAAAGGACUUGCCAAGAAAGAUAUGCUAAUCCUCGUGGUAGAGACUUGGCUAUGGUGAGGAUUCUAGCUUUAUGUCACAAUGCCAUAACGAAUGCAAAUGAAAAAGGACCUUGCAAGCUUCUGUUGUCUGAUAAACACCACGGGAACACUCCGAGGUUGCUAUUUAUUUAUAAGAGAUGGAUCUCAAGCAUCUUUACAAUCAAAGGUGAUGGCUUUGGAUCAUUUCUGUUGAAAAAUAUUGACAAUUCAGGAAGCGGCAGUGUGGGGUGGUCGAGAACUGCAAAGUACUCCAUAGCUCUUCAGUAUCUGUUAUUGGAAGAGGUGACAGAGGAUGGUGUACAGUGAUGUUGCUAAACUUACUUUCGAGUUUUAGUUUCCUAUUUUGUUUGAUCGAACUGCAAAAUAGUAAAUAGCUCCUUAUUCAGUAUCUAUUUUUGAAGGGAAUGACUUAAAAGUGUAUUGUGAUAGCAAAUAUUGUUGUUUGAUUCAGUUGUACACUUAAUUCUGGUUUGUCUUAGAAUAUUAUACUCUUAUGAGGCCUUCUUUUAGUAUUCCUUUUUUGAAAGCAAAAUGGCGAAAACUUUUUGCACUGUGUAUUUGAUCCUAAAUUUCUCUACUGGAUCUAUCUCCUUUGAGGUAUGU
This is a messenger RNA of Pistacia vera, 1024 nucleotides long. RefSeq lists its product as uncharacterized. Gene Ontology annotation, molecular function: single-stranded DNA binding. The record is from RefSeq and is a predicted model, not a curated record. Gene Ontology annotation, cellular component: Shu complex. The transcript is spliced from 6 exons. Gene Ontology annotation, biological process: double-strand break repair via homologous recombination. NCBI's taxonomy places the organism in Eukaryota, Viridiplantae, Streptophyta, Magnoliopsida, Sapindales, Anacardiaceae. Bases 23 to 727 code for a protein of 234 amino acids.